AUGUCGAGCACGAACUCUUUAUCUCAAAACCAAAAGAAAGGCAACAGGAAAGGCCGCAAAAAUCGGAAAACAUCACAAAAGCCCCCUAAUGUGGCAGAUAAAAAGGAAGAAGUUGAGCCAAGAGACCAAGACGGUGAAUUUCAGGACGAAGGAGUAGAAGGACCAGAUAAUGAUAUAGAAAUAUGUCAUAUCUGCGCAGAAUCGAUGGAAAAGAAAUCCUAUGCCGUGGCCGAGUGUAACCAUCAGACAUGUCACAUCUGUGCUCUUCGCCUGAGGGCCCUGUAUAAAAAAAGCUGGAAUACGCCUCAAUCCUCUCUAAUUAUCACAUCAUCUAAACGUCCUUACGAGUCAUUUUCACCUUCCGAUCUACCUUAUAGUGAUGACAAGCUUGGAAUGAGGUUUGAAUCCCAGGAAUUAAUGGAAGAUUGCUUAAUUCUACUCCGUUUCAACUGCCCGGAUAUAAAUUGUGACUUUGUCGCCACAGGCUGGCCGGAACUCAGGGCACACGUUCGAAGGUUUUCUUCUCGUCAUUCCAAACACACUGCCGCAUCUUCAGAUAUCGAAUCUCAUCCGGUAUGCGCCUUUUGUGAUGAGGCCUUGAAUAAGACACCAGUAGUAUGCUAUCCAAACUUCUUGUGUCAUUCGGCUCAUCUAACCAACAAAUACAGCUUUGAAAACUACACAUCCCUGAAAUUCGUCGUGUUUUCGAGCGCUUUGGACUUGAAAGCUCAUGUAGUAGAGAAGCAUAGCGAAACUCUGUCAGCUCGGGAUCUUAAGGAUAUUCGCCGUAUACAGGCUGAAUUCGUACCAUUGGACACAGGGAGAGGGAACCGGCACACUACUCGGCCCAUCGAUCGCCAGAAUGCAGCACCAAGUUCCAAUUCAAACGAAACUCCAAGGCCUGCAGAAUCAUCGGCACAGGCGCGUAGGCGUCAAGGGUUCUCCAGCGGUUUGACCACAGAUACCCCCGUCACUGCGACACCAGUCGUAAUAGAGCAGCACAACGCUUUCUUAUCACGACUUGCCGCAGCAACAAGCAAUUCUUCAAACUCAAUAUCCGCAGCCAAAGCAGCCAUACGUGCAUAUCGCUCAUCUGAAUCUAGCGCGAGGGACCUUGUUGAUACAUUUUAUACGAUCUUGGACCAACAGCUCGACGUGACAGGGGGCUUGUUGUCAUCGUUGGUCAACCUUUUGGACAAUGAAGACAAGAAAUCAGACCUUUUGAGUGCUUGGAAUACUUUCAAAUUAGAGCAUCGGCCCGAAUUUCCUUCCCUUGUCCCCGCUAGCUCUGGAAAUUAUGCUGGUGUAGCGAAUGGGCGCGCUUUGCAAGUUAAACGACUUCAGACGGCAGCUGGUGGACGAAAGAGAGUUUGGGAUCGAGUCGAGCAAGCCGCAGCAUCCACGUCGACAUCUAUGCCGCAUCGCAUCCCAAAUGCAACGCGCGUGCCUCUGCCCACUGGUUCUUCCACUCCUUGGUCGCGUUCUGCAAGUGGUAUGACAUUACCGAGCAAUUCGACUCGACCGCAAACAAGACAAACCGAGGAGCUUGCGUCCAAUUCAUCAGCCUUUCCCUCAUUACCGUCUGCAAACGUAGCAAGAGCACCAAAGGAGUUCGUUUCGGGCCAAUCAUCUCUCAGAGCCAUUACUGGACCUCCUGCAACGAACAAUGCAUGGGGCGCAGAAUCACGUCCCGAUCCUACAAUUAUAGACGAUCCUUCCGUUAACUCAUCGUCCAAGAAGAAAAAAGGGGGGAAACAAACACUUUUCACUCUAGGUUCAUACAGUUCAAAUUUUGUGAAAGAGGACUAUCUUACUUGUAAGCUAUCAGUCAAUGUCACCAGCUUGAACCAAUCAAGAUUAUUGCCUGACUGGCAUAUAUUGAGA
Molecule: messenger RNA, 1884 nt
Organism: Acaulospora colombiana
Lineage: Eukaryota; Fungi; Glomeromycota; Glomeromycetes; Diversisporales; Acaulosporaceae
Source: the annotation of a GenBank genome assembly